UUGGUAUUUCCCCGGCCUCUGACGGAAACGUGGGGAUCAGAAGAAUCCUCCCUAAACUUCAAAACCCUGCCCCUGGGAGCCCCGGGAGCUCGGAGCCAGGCUUAGUCCUGCGCCUGCGUGGUGUGGUUGGAGGGCUAAGGUCAUGCUGGAGCCAGCCCCUCUCUUCUCGUCAAAUCUCGCGAGAUCGCCCCCAAGCUCCGCGACGGAAUUAUACAGAAAUCUUGUGAGACGACUGCACAAACAGAGUGAUGAUUGUACAGCAAGUGGUAUUAAAUUCCCGACCUGGAAAAAAUGGUAAUCCAGUGGCAGAGAAUUUCCGAUUGGAAGAAGUCAGUAUAUCAGAUACUAUUAAUGAAGGACAAGUACAAGUUAGAACUCUUUAUCUUUCUGUGGAUCCUUACAUGCGUUGUAGGAUGAAUGAAGACACUGGUACUGAUUAUAUAGCACCUUGGCAGCUGUCUCAGGUGGUGGAUGGUGGAGGUGUUGGAAUUAUAGAAUUAAGCAAGCACACAAAUUUGACUAAAGGUGACUUUGUGACUUCUUUCUAUUGGCCCUGGCAAACCAAGGCUAUUCUGGAUGGAAAUAGCCUUGAAAAGGUAGACCCACAGCUUGUAGAUGGACACCUUUCAUAUUUUCUUGGAGCUAUAGGUAUGCCUGGCUUGACUUCCUUAAUUGGAGUACAGGAAAAAGGUCAUGUAACUGCUGGAUCUAAUCAGACAAUGGUUGUCAGUGGAGCAGCAGGUGCCUGUGGAUCCUUGGCUGGGCAGAUUGGCCAUUUGCUGGGCUGUUCCAGAGUGGUGGGAAUUUGUGGAACACAAGAGAAAUGCCUCAUUUUGACCUCAGAACUGGGCUUUGAUGCUGCAAUUAAUUAUAAAAAAGGGAAUGUGGCAGAACAACUCCGAGAAUCAUGCCCAGCUGGAGUAGACGUUUACUUUGAUAAUGUUGGUGGUGACAUCAGCGAUACAGUGAUAAGUCAGAUGAAUCAGAACAGCCACAUCAUCCUGUGUGGUCAAAUUUCUCAGUACAAUAAAGAUGUGCCAUAUCCUCCUCCACUGCCCCCUGCGAUAGAGGCAAUCCAGAAGGAAAGAAACAUCACAAGGGAAAGAUUUCUGGUGUUAAAUUAUAAGGAUAAAUUUGAGCCUGGCAUUCUUCAACUGAGUCAGUGGUUUAAAGAAGGAAAGCUAAAGAUCAAGGAGACUGUGAUAAAUGGAUUGGAAAACAUGGGAGCUGCAUUCCAGUCCAUGAUGACAGGGGGUAACAUCGGAAAACAGAUAGUUUGUAUUUCAAAAGAUAUUUCUCUAUAAUUGUCAUCUUCAAGAAAAAUCACACAUAUUUCUUUCCACCUUACACAAAGAUUUUUAAGAUAAAAUUUUUUUUAAAAAAAAGUACAGGGGUGGGGAGGGUGGAUGAUGGGAAAGGCAGCGGAGCACAACAGACACUAGUAUGGCAAUUUGUAAAUCAAUGGAUGUGUAACUGAUGUGAAUCUGCAAUCUGUGUAUGGGGUGAAGGUGGGAGUUCAUAACCCACUAGAAUCAAAGUGUGGAAUAUGAUAUGUCAAGAAAUUUGUAAUGUUUUGAACAACCCACAAUAAAAAAUUUAAAAAAAAAAAAAAAAAAAAAAAAAAAGUACAGGGGGCUGGGGUUGUAGUUCGGUGGUGGAGCGCUUGCCUCACAUGUGUGAAGCACUGGGUUCAAUCCUGAUCACCACAAUAAAAUAAAAUAAAGGUAUUGUAAAAAAAAAAAAGUACAGAUAGCUCUUGAUUUGAAUGUGAUCAGAAGAAUAUUUUCUUACAUAACUUAAUUCUUUUUUAUAUCUUAAUAUCAUGUGUGCACUCUACAUCUAACAUUACCUAAAAUAAUAUUGAAAUUAAAAUGAUCCAUUUUUCUUUUGUUAAAACAUGUAUGACAUAAUUGUAUCAGACAUUCUGAAGUUACUGGAGAUUUGAUGCAACGUUAAUGCAUCAAAUUUAUAAAUUUUUAAAAAUUAAUAACGUCUAUUUAAAAUAGAAUAUUCUAUUUGAAAUGAGAGGCAUGUAGUAAACAUUUGUUGGACUGGAGAAAAAAAACUUCACAUGAUUCUUAAACUGAAACUUGGAAUAAGAACAGAAUUGGAAUGGCCUUUCCAUAUUGUAGGUGGAAACAGGACUAAAUGGUAUGAUAUGUAUGUAAGGACUGCAGGGUAGGGUUGGUUGGGUGUGAUUCAGAGCUUGUGGAACAGUUUUUGCAAAAGGAAAACAGAGGUUUGGGGUUGGGAGUGAUAUGAGAAAAUAAAUGGCUGAAGUUAUUUGGUUUGAGAGACCCAGAGAUCAGGAUUUAAUCCAAAGGAUUAUCUAUUAAUGUUUUGCCAAAUAAUUCACUAUACUGUCUAAAAACCCAAUUUAUUUUAUUUUUUUUUAAAGAGAGAGAAUUUUAAUGUUUAUUAUUAUUAUUUUUUUUUCGGGGGACACAUCUUUGUUUGUAUGUGGUGCUGAGGAUUGAACCCCCGCAUGCAUGCCAGACGAGCACGCUACCGAUUGAGCCACAUCCCCAGCCCUAAAAACCCAAUUUAUAUAUUGAUAAAAGCAUAUGUUAAUCUUAGUUUAGUGUGCAAAUAUUGACAAAUAGUUGUCAAGAUUAGAGAGCAAGUAGAUAUAAACUUACUGGGAAUUUCAGAUAACUAAACAAGGAGGUUUGGGGGUGUAACUCAGUAGCACAACUCUGCUUGACCUUGAGGUCAGUCCCCAGCACAAGAACACCUAAAACAACCAAAAUCAAAACAAAGACGGCUUCAGAAAACAACAGGACUGACUGGGAAAAUUAACCAAUGGUUGUAAUCAUGAAUGUUCAAAACCUAUAUUGAUGCACCUCUAAGUAAGUUUGUUUUAUUAAUUGUAUCCAACCCUUUGAAACAAUAAAAUUGAAGAUGUU
Molecule: messenger RNA, 2906 nt
Organism: Marmota monax (woodchuck)
Lineage: Eukaryota; Metazoa; Chordata; Mammalia; Rodentia; Sciuridae
Gene: Ptgr2
Product: prostaglandin reductase 2
Exons: 10
Coding region: 249-1304 (351 amino acids)
Biological process (GO): prostaglandin metabolic process
Molecular function (GO): 15-oxoprostaglandin 13-reductase [NAD(P)+] activity
Source: RefSeq, a predicted model, not a curated record